Exophiala aquamarina CBS 119918 is the source of this 1023-nucleotide messenger RNA. RefSeq lists its product as uncharacterized. NCBI's taxonomy places the organism in Eukaryota, Fungi, Ascomycota, Eurotiomycetes, Chaetothyriales, Herpotrichiellaceae. The transcript has 3 exons. The record is from RefSeq and is a predicted model, not a curated record. The annotation marks the transcript as partial.
AAGGUGGCAGCUCGUCAUGGUCAACCACCUUUCCACGUAGAGCUAUUAGGCUCACUGUUUUGCAUGUUGAAGCUUCUCGACACGUGUCACGCCUAUGAAGCAGGUAAGGAGAACGCCGAGGCUCUUCGCAAAGUCGAAGAUAGAGACGUACAGGAGAUCGUGAAGGCGCAGGUUAGUCUAGGUUUCCACGCUAUCACCGAUGGUGAGUACCGCCGCUAUCCUCAGGGUAUAACUAAAAUCGCUGUUCCGGAUCCCGAUGUAUUCAGGAUAUAUAGCCUUAGUAUUAAUACUAUUACUAAGAAGUAUAAACCUAGGAGGACCCUCCUACAUACUAGUAGUAUUAAGCAUAAAGGUAGCAGCUAUACCGAUUAGCGGCUUCCUAGCAAACAUAUAACUAAUAGGUCCGAGAAUACCUCGUACUUCGUGCGAGGUUCUAGUCUUUUUGAACGUCCUCAAGGGCUUACGGACCUAUUGCCUGACAAGAACGACCUAUUACUUAUAUACUUAACGGGUAUGUUACUAUUAAAAUAUAUUAACUUAUAUAGCGACUAUAUUGCUUAAAUUCCCUAGGAUAUAGUCGCUAGCGCAUAUCUAUACCGGGGUAACUUCGUUAAUUCGCGAUAUUUCUCCGAGGGCGGCUGCGCUCGUAUUACGACGCUGCUGUUCUAGAAACUUAAGAUAUAUACUAAUUACUUCGAGUAUAAUACGCCGCAGGCUGGCGGGUUUGAGCCCCUCUAGUACUUACUAAAGAAUAAAAACGCUAUUCUCGGUGUCAUUACUAGUAAGUUCCGUAAGAUGGAGGAUAAGGAGGAGAUAUUGGCCCGUGUUAAGGAGGCCGCUAAUUUAAUGGCGAAAGGUGCAGGUAGUGAGAGUAAGGCUAAUACGUUAAAGAGGUGUAGUGUCGGCCCUCAGUCUAGGUUUACGAGUUAUAGUAGUGGGGAUGCGGUGAAGAGGGAGGAUAUGAUUGAGAAACCGAAAUUGGUUAGGAGGAUCGCAGACCGCAUUUGGCCUGAAGAGCCUUAA